This is a messenger RNA of Talaromyces atroroseus, 1896 nucleotides long. RefSeq lists its product as hypothetical. Lineage: Eukaryota; Fungi; Ascomycota; Eurotiomycetes; Eurotiales; Trichocomaceae. The record is from RefSeq and is a predicted model, not a curated record. Gene Ontology annotation, biological process: proteolysis. Bases 1 to 1896 code for a protein of 631 amino acids. The transcript is spliced from 2 exons. Gene Ontology annotation, molecular function: serine-type endopeptidase activity; tripeptidyl-peptidase activity.
AUGCGUCUUUUCAAGUCUGUGAUUACAGCGCUUGCUGUGGUUGCAGUUCGGGCUACAAUUGUCCCAAAUUCGCACGUAUUACACGAGAAACGGACUGUCAGUUCCUCACAAUGGGUAGAAUCUUCAGAACCUCCACCAGAGUUGACGCUUACAGUGCGUAUCGGCCUCAAGCCCAGAAACGCCGAGUUGGGCCAUGACCAUCUCAUGGAAAUUUCCAAUCCAACCUCGCCCAAUUUCGGCAAACACUGGACACCAGCAGAGGUUCGCGAGUUUUUCUCGCCAGCCCCCGAAACCCUCGAAUCUGUACAAGAAUGGCUCUCGUCCUCGGAAAUCGCGACUCACCGGCAUCGACUGGCUUUCAGUCGAGGCACUAUUCAGUUCAACGCCACUGUCGAAGAGCUCGAGUCACUUCUGAAAACCAAAUACAAAGUCUGGCGGAAUGUUGACACUGGGGUCUUGAGUCUGUCGUGCGAUGAAUAUUAUGUGCCCCGGCACGUCGGACAUCACAUCGACUUCAUCACUCCAACGAUUGACAUGGGCACCCCAUACAGCCAGACCUCCAAGAGGCAAAAACGCACUCGAUUUUCUCCAAUACGCCAUCCGUUGCCCUCAACUCUUCAAGGUGACGCCAAUAAUUUGAACACAUGCAACGAAUCCAUUACUCCGGCCUGCGUUCGGGCUCUGUACCAAAUUCCCGAGUCUACUGUCACGCAGGCCGGCAACAACCUCGGUAUCUAUGAAGCAGGAGACCAAUACGACCAAGCAGAUCUGGAUUCUUUUUUCUCGCAAUACUCGUCCAAUAUUCCCAAUGGAACUCACCCCAUCCUGAACAGCAUUGACGGCGGAGUGGCCCCAGUUCCAGUAGGCGAGGCAGGCGGAGAAAGCAUGUUGGACUUUUCAAUAGCGUAUCCGCUCUUAUAUCCUCAAAACAUCACCCUCUUUCAGGUCUAUGACGAUUACACCGCCGCUGAAACAUAUGGCAUUUUUAAUCAAUUCCUCGACGCCCUGGAUGGGAGCUACUGCACGUAUGACGGAGGGGACGACCCCAAAAUCGAUCCAAAAUUCCCGGAUGGUACUGGGUGGAAUCAAAGCGCAGAGUGUGGCAUAUAUCAACCAACAAAUGUGAUUUCCGUUUCAUAUGCUGUUGCCGAAGCUACCUAUCCUGCUGCCUAUGCAACCCGACAGUGCCAUGAAUAUAUGAAGCUGGGCCUACAGGGUGUGUCCGUCAUCUUCGCAUCUGGCGACAAUGGCACAUUGGCUCGUUUUGGCGUCGACGGCUGCUUGUCGAAUGGUGCCCAAAACCCAAACUUUCCUGCAUCUUGCCCGUACGUGACAUCCGUGGGUGCCACGCAGAUCAAGCCCAACGGCACCGUCAACGACCCCGAAAUCGCUGUGAUUCCAUUCGAUGCUCACGAUUUCUACGAUGAGCCCGAGUUUACCAGUGGCGGCGGGUUCUCCAACAUAUUCCCUCGCCCGGAUUACCAAGAUACGGCCGUGCCCAACUAUUUAGAGACAAACACCCAACUUCCCGCCAGUAGCACUUACAAUCAAUCGGGACGCGGGUUUCCUGAUGUGUCAGCGAAUGGACUCAAUUUCCCCGUCUAUGUGUUUGGUGACGCUUCAGUGGAGUCGGGCACCUCGGCGUCCACGCCGCUUUUUGCUUCUAUCAUCACCCGAUUGAAUGGUGAACGAAUCGCAGCCGGGAAAGGGCCUAUUGGGUUCUUGAACCAGGUGCUUUACGCCAACCCGGGGAUGUUCAAUGAUAUCACCGAGGGGUAUAAUUGGGGCUGCAAUGCGUCGAUGGGGUUUGAGGCGCAGCAGGGAUGGGACCCGGUGACAGGGCUGGGUACACCUAACUAUCCUAAAAUGUUGGAUGUUUUCCUCAGCUUGCCGUGA